This is a messenger RNA of Arabidopsis arenosa, 2007 nucleotides long. The record is from the annotation of a GenBank genome assembly. NCBI's taxonomy places the organism in Eukaryota, Viridiplantae, Streptophyta, Magnoliopsida, Brassicales, Brassicaceae.
CUAAUGCAAACAAAACCCAGUUCGUCAAAUGUUUAACUUUAUGAGACUAAUUCAUCGAUCCUUCUCGUCGUCUCCUAACUCUGCUCUUCAAACCUUCCUUCCAAUCUCUCAACUAUGCUCCAACGGUCGUCUUCAAGAAGCUUUACUGGAGAUGGCGAUGUUAGGUCCCGAGAUUGGGUUCCAUGGUUACGAUGCUUUGUUGAAUGCGUGUUUAGACAAAAGGGCUCUUAGAGAAGGUCAGAGAGUUCAUGCCCACAUGAUCAAAACCUGUUAUCUUCCAGCUACUUAUCUUCGAACUCGUCUGCUUAUCUUCUAUGGUAAAUGUGAUUGUUUGGAAGAUGCACGGAAAGUGCUCGACGAAAUGCCUGAGAAGAAUGUUGUUUCCUGGACUGCUAUGAUCUCGCGUUAUUCUCAAACUGGGCAUUCUUCUGAGGCUCUCUCUGUUUUUGCAGAGAUGAUGAGAUCAGAUGGGAAACCAAAUGAGUUCACUUUCGCUACUGUUUUUACUUCUUGUAUACGUGCUUCUGGAUUAGCUCUUGGUAAGCAAAUCCAUGGACUCAUAGUUAAGUGGAAUUACGAUUCUCACAUUUUUGUUGGGAGCUCUCUUCUUGACAUGUAUGCCAAAGCUGGUCAAAUUGUUGAAGCUCGCGAGAUUUUCGAGUGCUUGCCUGAGAGAGAUGUUGUAUCAUGUACUGCUAUUAUUGCUGGAUAUGCCCAAUUAGGUCUUGAUGAAGAAGCAUUAGAGAUGUUUCAGAGACUGCAGAGUGAAGGAAUGAGUCCCAAUUAUGUUACCUACGCUAGUCUUUUAACAGCAUUAUCUGGACUUGCUUUGUUAGAUCAUGGCAAGCAAGCUCAUUGCCAUGUCUUGAGACGUGAACUUCCGUUCUAUGCGGUCCUUCAGAAUUCUCUUAUUGAUAUGUACUCAAAAUGUGGGAAUCUCUCUUACGCGCGAAGGCUUUUUGAUAACAUGCCUGAGAGGACAGCGAUUUCAUGGAACGCGAUGCUUGUGGGAUAUAGUAAACAUGGUUUAGGAAGAGAAGUUCUUGAGCUGUUCAGAUUGAUGAGAGAUGAGAAGAGAGUAAAGCCUGAUGCAGUAACCCUUUUGGCUGUCUUGUCUGGUUGCAGCCAUGGAAAGAUGGAAGACACAGGGCUAAGUAUAUUUGAUGGCAUGGUAGCGGGAGAAUACGGGAUUAAGCCUGACACUGAGCAUUAUGGUUGCAUCGUUGAUAUGCUUGGCCGUGCGGGUAGGAUUGAUGAGGCAUUUGAAUUCAUCAAAAGAAUGCCAUCUAAACCAACUGCUGGUGUCUUGGGUUCCCUUUUAGGAGCUUGUAGGGUUCACUUAUCUGUAGAUAUUGGCGAAUAUGUAGGGCAUAGACUCAUUGAGAUUGAACCAGAGAAUGCAGGGAACUACGUCAUUCUCUCUAAUUUGUAUGCUUCUGCAGGAAGAUGGGAAGAUGUAAACAAUGUAAGAGCUAUGAUGAUGCAGAAAGCUGUUACAAAAGAACCAGGAAGAAGCUGGAUUCAACACGAGCAAACCUUGCAUUACUUCCAUGCCAAUGAUCGUACCCAUCCAAGAAGGGAAGAAGUGUUAGCUAAAAUGAAAGAAAUAUCGAUAAAAAUGAAGCAAGCUGGUUAUGUUCCUGAUCUUAGCUGUGUGCUAUAUGAUGUGGAUGAAGAGCAGAAGGAGAAGAUGCUACUUGGCCACAGUGAGAAACUAGCCUUGACUUUUGGGUUGAUUGCUACUGGUGAAGGGAUUCCAAUUAGAGUUUUCAAGAAUCUACGUAUAUGCGUUGAUUGUCAUAACUUCGCCAAGAUCUUCUCAAAGGUUUUUGAAAGGGAAGUGUCAUUAAGGGAUAAAAACAGGUUCCAUCAAAUUGUCAAAGGAAUAUGUUCGUGCCGAGAUUACUGGUGAACAUAGCAAAAAGGCAUGUAAUAUUGAUUCAGCCAACAUCUGUGGAAAUGCAGGUGUUGAAAAGGAACGGUACAAAUUAAAGUUGAUUUGAUUCU